Messenger RNA from Caenorhabditis elegans, 1026 nucleotides. It is a transcript of the gene sre-8, whose product is annotated as Serpentine receptor class epsilon-8. NCBI's taxonomy places the organism in Eukaryota, Metazoa, Nematoda, Chromadorea, Rhabditida, Rhabditidae. The coding region runs from base 1 to 1026 and encodes 341 amino acids. The transcript has 6 exons. Gene Ontology annotation, biological process: sensory perception of chemical stimulus. Gene Ontology annotation, cellular component: membrane. The record is from RefSeq and is marked reviewed.
AUGUGCUCCCCGAGCACAUCCGACGUCCGUUUCAUCACUUUUGUAAAUACGACAUAUAUUGAAGCCGAGGGACUUGAAGCAAUAUUUGAUCUACUUUUGAAGAUUGAAGUUGGAUUUCUGGUAUUUAGUUGGAUAGAGUUCCUGUAUCUCUUCUACUUGUUCAUUUUCAUCCGAUCAAUGCAUUUCAAUCUAACCUUCUUGUUCAUGAAUUACGGUGGACAGUACUUUUGCUCAAUGCUUUCAAGAUGUAUUAUAGUCUAUCAGCAACUGGGAAAUGAUCCGAAUAAUGAUCUGCACAAUUGGAUUUUGGUUGCCAAUUUUGCUCGAACAGUCUGCUUAUUUAUUGCAAUGUACAUUCUCCCAAUAUUUAUGAUCGAACGAUGUCUUGCUUCAUUCUUUGUAAAAAACUACGAAAAAUCCCGCAAAAUCUGGGUGUCUCUCAUGAUUCUCUCCAUUUUUCACCCACUUGUUUUUGCAUCUGCUAUCGCAUAUAUACAAUGUUGGAUCCCAGUAGUCGUCCACGUCAUCUCUUUUUUCAUUGUUAAUAUCAUUGGAUACAUAGGGAUUCACAUUUGUUAUUCGUAUAAUAUCAAAAAACAUAGAAAAUUUUAUAGUCCACAAUGUAUUUCAAGAGUUACAUAUGGACUCAGUGAACGAUUUCAGUUGGCAGAAAAUAUCAAAAUGUGUAAAGUUCUGAAAAAAGUUCAAAUUUCCAUUCUCUUCUUCAAUAUUGGAUGUUGUUCAAUUCUUCUAAUGGAUCAUUUUCAAGUGAAAAUGAUGAUAAUCUACUGGUCCUAUGUGUGCUUCAACUUUUUUGCAUUAGUUUAUGGAAUUACUGUGCCCAUCAUUUUGUACUCGGCACUUCCAGAAUGGCAGAAGGAAACAAGAAGACUGUUAAAUCUUUGCAUUGGAAGACGGAAUGUUGGAGAAGAGCCAAAAUCGACAUUUGGAGAGCAAAUGAUUUAUAAUGAUCAUGCUAUAGAAUCAAAUAUUUAUUUUACUCAAUUCAAUAAAACUACACAUUAA